AUGAAGCGCCUUGUACUUGCCCUUUGCUUAUAUCUAUUCCAAGCAGCUGUCGCAUCUGAAGCAGAUUUCCUUGCUGCACUUCAAGCUCAAGAAAUUCCACUGCAAGCGCAGUUGCUCAGCGGUGAGGAGUUGACAGAGUAUUUACAGAAGAAUCAGAAAUUCUUCGAGGUCGAAGAAACUCCUGCAAGCGAUGAUUUUGAGAGCAGGUUGAUGGAUCUUAGUUUCAUCGACCAGAACAGGAAGCCUAUCGUUCAAGAAGCGAUUAGCACAUCUGGCGACAUCCCGGAAAGGUUAGUCAUCGCUUCUGCACUCAUUCUUUGGAGUGCUUACCUGGAUCAAGGCCCGAGGAAUCCGCUGACAUACUAA
Messenger RNA from Haemonchus placei, 366 nucleotides. NCBI's taxonomy places the organism in Eukaryota, Metazoa, Nematoda, Chromadorea, Rhabditida, Trichostrongylidae. The record is from the annotation of a GenBank genome assembly.